This is a messenger RNA of Colletotrichum spaethianum, 1515 nucleotides long. RefSeq lists its product as uncharacterized. Bases 1 to 1515 code for a protein of 504 amino acids. Gene Ontology annotation, molecular function: hydrolase activity, hydrolyzing N-glycosyl compounds. The record is from RefSeq and is a predicted model, not a curated record. The transcript is spliced from 2 exons. Lineage: Eukaryota; Fungi; Ascomycota; Sordariomycetes; Glomerellales; Glomerellaceae.
AUGGCCGAUAGUAUCAGGUUACAAACUUUUCCCAGCAAGCCAAGGGUGUUCGUCCUCACGGACAUCUCGAACGAACCUGAUGAUGCCGAAUCUCUCGUCCGUUACCUCCUUUACUCGAAUCAGUUUCAGACCGAAGGCCUCGUUGCCGUUUCAUCAACUUGGAUGAAAAACAAGGUUUGCCCUCAAGAUAUCCACAAGAUCCUCGACGCCUAUGCCGGAGCCGUCGAUAACCUCAACAAACACACACACCCCGACUAUCCAUACCCGUCAGCCAAUCGCCUUCGGACUCUGGUCAAGUCGGGCCCGCCUAUGUAUGGAUUUGCGGGCGUGGGUACCGAUAAGCCUUUAACCGAUGGCGCGCAGCUCCUCCUUGAGCGAAUUAAGGCACCUAUUGAAGACCCUCUUUGGGUUCUCGUCUGGGGUGGCACCAACGUCCUUGCUCAAGUCCUUUUGAGUAUUCGCGACCAAUGUUCUGCCGAAGAAGCGACCAAGCUGCGCGCGAAACUGAGAGUAUACACCAUCUCCGACCAAGACGAUACCUCCGCCUGGAUUCGUACCCAGUUCCCAGACGUAUUCUACAUCUCCUCCAUUCACGGCUGGAACCAGUACGGCCUCGCUGCUUGGACAGGAAUCUCGGGUGAUAAAUACUACGGCUUCGACCAGGGCGGUCCGGACUUUUCCAAGGUCUCCAAGCAAUGGAUCAAGGAGAACAUUCAAAUCGGACCUUUGGGCUCGGCUUAUCCUGAUUAUCUUUUCAUCCCCGAGGGUGACACCCCGACAUUCCUUUACCUUAUCCAAAACGGCCUUGGUGAUCGCGAACAUCCCGAGUACGGCUCAUGGGGAGGUCGCUACGCCCUAACAGAUGCUAGCGAUGCUGGCCAGCAAGGGAAGCAUUACAGUGACAUGUCUGACUCUGUCAUCGGCAUUGACGGCAAGACGUACCGCUCUAACCAGGCCACUAUUUGGCGAUGGCGCAACACUUUCCAGAAUGACUUUGCUGCCCGCAUACAGUGGUCGCUCAACCCCAGUCUGGCGUCCACGAAUCACCAUCCAAUUGUGAUUGUCAAUGGUUCUCGGAGCCAGAAGCCGCUGCAAUUUGAGGCAGAAGCUGGCUCAACCAUCGAAUUAGACGCAUCACAAACAUAUGAUCCCGAUGGAGAUGACUUGACCUUCACAUGGUGGCAGUAUCGUGAGCCUAGCGCCACACAAUGGCUGGUGCAAUUUGAAGUCUCAGAACUCGGAAUCGAGAAGCUGGAUACUCAAGGGAAGAGGAUCAAGGUUAUGGUGCCAGAGCCGGAAAAGUCGUGUAUGGAUCUUAUCAGUCGGACGCCUUUGGCCAAGGGCCAGUUGCUGCAUCUGAUCUUGGAGGUGACUGAUAGCGGAACGCCUACUUUGACGAGUUACCGCCGGGUGUUGAUUCAGUCUACGAAUAAGGAUCUGAGGGGAGGGAAACCACUAAAGGAAGGCGAAGAGUUGAACGCAAUUGGUGACGCCAUGAAAAAUUACACUGAUUAA